UUACAACCCCUUUAUAAAUAUUCCACCUCAAAUAACUCCUUUCUCAUAUUGUCUUCUCUGCUUUUGAAACACCCUCACAAACCAAAGCCUUCUCAUUCUUCUGUGAUCUCACAAAGCCACCAAAAGCCACCAUGUCUGCCUUCAAGAGCAAGUUCGAAGAUGAACUCAUAGCCAAUGCUGCUUACAUUGGCUCUCCUGGAAAGGGUAUCCUUGCUGCUGAUGAGUCCACAGGCACAAUUGGCAAGCGAUUCGACAGCAUCAAAGUGGAGAAUGUUGAAUCAAAUAGGCGUGCUCUUCGCGAGCUCCUAUUCACGGCCCCUGGGUGUGUAGAGUGCCUCAGUGGUGUUAUCAUGUUUGAGGAAACCCUGUACCAAAAGACUGCUUCAGGAAAACUCUUUGUGGACGUGUUGAAGGAAGCUAAUGUUCUUACUGGUAUUAAGGUUGACAAGGGCACUGUUGAACUUGCUGGGACAAAUGGAGAAACCACCACACAGGGUUUAGACGACCUUGGCAAGCGCUGCCAGAAGUACUACGAAGCUGGUGCACGGUUUGCUAAAUGGCGUGCCGUUUUGAAAAUCGGUCCAAACGAACCAUCUCCAUUGUCAAUCCAUGAAAAUGCAUACGGUUUGGCUCGAUACGCUGCCAUAUGCCAAGAAAACGGCUUGGUCCCCAUUGUGGAGCCUGAGAUUCUGGUGGAUGGAUCUCAUGACAUCAACAUAUGUGCUGAUGUAACCGAGCGCGUUCUCGCAGCAUGCUACAAGGCGCUAAAUGACCACCAUGUUCUUCUUGAGGGCACCCUUUUGAAGCCUAACAUGGUGACACCAGGAUCAGAUUCUCCAAAGGUUGCUCCGGAGGUGAUUGCUGAGCACACGGUUCGAGCCUUGUUGAGAACUGUUCCUCCAGCGGUUCCGGCGAUAGUUUUCUUGUCUGGAGGGCAGAGCGAGGAGGAGGCGACCGUGAACCUCAACGCGAUGAACAAGCUCAAGGGGAAGAAGCCUUGGUCUCUUACAUUCUCCUUUGGGAGGGCACUUCAGCAGAGCACUCUCAAGGCUUGGGCUGGGAAGGAGGAAAAUGUUGAAACGGCUCAGGCUACAUUCCUCACCAGGUGCAAGGCGAACUCAGAAGCAACUCUUGGAAGUUACAAGGGUGAUGCUAACCUUGCUGAGGGUGCCUCAGAGUCUCUCCAUGUCAAGGAUUACAAAUACUGAUACUAAGAUGGAGUGAGCUUCUAAUUGUACUUGUUUUUGUGUUGUUUGCACUGUUGGCAUUCAAGGCUAUGGUGAUCUUUUGUAGGUUUAGAAAUUAGAGUCACUUUUUUGCUUCCCAUGCUCAGUCAAUGGAGGGUUCAUGGUCCAAGCAAGAAUAAUGGCUUUCAAGUUGCAUCUGCAUUGGCUUGAUCAGCAUUUACUUUUCAGCAACGAUGAGCCUGCUUGGUUUAACAUUGAAAAGUAUGAAAGCGAAAAUAACACAUCUCGUUUUCAUAAUUUCUAACGGUAAACCAAACAAGCUCGUUAGUUGUAUCUGUACACUUUCGACAUUACACAUUUUUCAAGUUAGUUUCUUUUUGUAUAAUAAAAUGAGAAAUACCCUUCUAAGUGCACUA
Messenger RNA from Lotus japonicus, 1603 nucleotides. RefSeq names its product fructose-bisphosphate aldolase 6, cytosolic-like. The record is from RefSeq and is a predicted model, not a curated record. Bases 132 to 1208 code for a protein of 358 amino acids. NCBI's taxonomy places the organism in Eukaryota, Viridiplantae, Streptophyta, Magnoliopsida, Fabales, Fabaceae. Gene Ontology annotation, cellular component: cytosol. Gene Ontology annotation, molecular function: fructose-bisphosphate aldolase activity. The transcript has 3 exons. Gene Ontology annotation, biological process: fructose 1,6-bisphosphate metabolic process; glycolytic process.